AUGGAUGUUUUCCUAGAUGUUCUCGAUACCGUGGUCCUCGAUCGGUGCUACGCCUUUCUUUCGCCAGACCCAACCGCCGUUUAUCAGAAUGAGACCAUAACUGCUAUUCACUUGAAUCGACAUGUCAACGUUUAUUACCCUUUGCAACCCUCUAAAUGGGCAGAAGCUAGCCUCUGGAAGAGAGAUGAUCUAAGCAGACAAGCAUUGUCAUUGCUCUUUGCUAUGAUAAUGUACCUUCUCGGCAGUCUCGUAUUAUAUCAUACACUAUUCGACAAAAGACUGAUGCGCCACCCGCGAUUCCUUGCACAUCAAAUCAAGCUCGAAAUCAACCAAGGCAUCUCUGCAAUUCCUGUCAUAACCCUCCUCACAAUUCCAUUCUUCCUAGCAGAGAUCAGGGGAUGGUCGAAACUAUACGAUUUCACCAGCGAGUCGCCCUUCUUUGGAUACACCUUGCUGCAAUAUCCGCUUUUUAUCUGCUUCACAGAUAGUGCGAUCUACUGGAUACAUCGUGGUUUGCAUCAUCCGCUUGUAUACAGCUGGCUUCACAAACCACACCAUAAAUGGGCUGUACCGACGCCUUUUGCUAGUUAUGCAUUUCACCCACUGGAUGGAUGGUCGCAGAGUCUUCCAUACCAUAUUUUCCCGAUGAUAUUUCCGUUGCAGAAAAGCGCUUAUCUGGGGCUUUUUGUCUUUGUUACUAUAUGGACCGUUCUGAUUCGUGAGUUUCCCUGUCCAGUCUUGUUGAUUCUGGAGAACAUAACGAAGAAAGAGAACAAAUGCUUACAUCUGACUUUUGCAGAUGACGCUGAGUACUUGCCCGGGUCGAUAAUCAUUAACGGAGCCUCUUGUCACACGAUGCACCAUCUUUAUUUCAACUACAAUUAUGGCCAAUUUACAACUGCGUGGGAUCGUCUCGGAGGAACUUAUCGCAAACCGAAAGGUGAUGCCUUCAUGGAAGGCCAAGAAAGAGAUGAGAAAGCUGCAAAGAAACUUAACUGA
Penicillium soppii is the source of this 999-nucleotide messenger RNA. RefSeq names its product sterol desaturase family protein. The coding region runs from base 1 to 999 and encodes 332 amino acids. The record is from RefSeq and is a predicted model, not a curated record. The transcript is spliced from 2 exons. Gene Ontology annotation, biological process: lipid biosynthetic process. Gene Ontology annotation, molecular function: iron ion binding; oxidoreductase activity. NCBI's taxonomy places the organism in Eukaryota, Fungi, Ascomycota, Eurotiomycetes, Eurotiales, Aspergillaceae.